Messenger RNA from Argentina anserina (silverweed cinquefoil), 1754 nucleotides. RefSeq names its product MLO protein homolog 1-like. NCBI's taxonomy places the organism in Eukaryota, Viridiplantae, Streptophyta, Magnoliopsida, Rosales, Rosaceae. The transcript has 14 exons. Gene Ontology annotation, biological process: defense response. The coding region runs from base 5 to 1720 and encodes 571 amino acids. The record is from RefSeq and is a predicted model, not a curated record. Gene Ontology annotation, cellular component: membrane.
AGCCAUGGCUCCUCCUGCUGGUCCGGGAGAGAGGACUCUAAAAGAGACGCCGACAUGGACUGUGGCGGCCGUCUGUGCAGUUUUCAUACUCAUGUCUCUAAUCAUGGAACAUGGAAUUCAUGCUCUGGAAAAGUGGUUCAAGAAACGCCAUAAAAAAGCCAUGAUUGAAGCUUUGGAGAAAAUCAAAGCAGAGCUAAUGCUGUUGGGGUUCAUAUCUUUACUACUCACUGUGGGAACUCGAUAUCUUCCAAAGAUAUGCGUCCCUGCAAGUAUUGCAGACACGAUGCUUCCAUGCAACUCAAAGGGCCAUAACUAUUAUGAUGACGGGGAGAAGAGCGGCGAUGAUGAAGAUAAAGGAGGAGGCGAGAAAGACGGUGACCGACGGAAGUUACUUUCGUAUGCCGAAAACAUGAUAUGGCGUCGAGUCUUAGCUCCCAGUGGAGAUUCCGGUUCUUGUUCAUACGGUAAAGUGCCGUUGAUAUCAAUAUCUGGAAUGCACCAGUUACAUAUAUUCAUCUUCGUGCUUGCUGUUUUUCAUGUUCUCUACAGUGUCCUCACUAUGGCACUUGCCAAGGCUAAAAUGAAGAAAUGGAAGGCCUGGGAAUCUGAGACAACGUCCUUAGAAUACCAAUUUACAAAUGAUCCUGCAAGGUUUAGAUUUACUCGUCAAACAUCGUUUGUGAGGCGACACUCGGGCUUUUCUACAACACCUGGAAUUAGAUGGAUCGUGGCAUUCUUCAGGCAAUUUUUCGGUUCGGUGACAAAGGUGGACUAUCUGACCAUGCGCCAUGGAUUUAUAAAUGCACAUCUUGCUCCAAAUAGCAAAUUUGACUUCCAUAAGUACAUCAAGAGAUCUAUGGAAGAUGACUUUAAGGUGGUCGUGGGUAUAAGUGUACCACUAUGGAUUUUCGCGGUCGUCUUUUUGCUUCUAAACGUCUACAAUUGGUACACGCUCACUUGGCUAUCAUUGGCGCCGCUCAUUAUUCUUUUGAUGGUGGGUACAAAGUUCGAACUUAUCAUAAUGGAGUUGGCUCAAGAAAUGCACGAUCGAAAUACAGUUGUUAAAGGGGCUCCAGUAGUAGAGCCAAACAAUAAGUACUUUUGGUUUAAUCGACCCGAGUGGAUUCUCUACUUGAUACAUUUCACACUAUUUCAGAACGCAUUCCAAAUGGCGUACUUCUUGUGGACAUCUUCUGAAUUUGGCUUCAGUUCAUGCUUCCACGAAAACUUGCCUCUUCUAAUCACCAGGGUGUGCCUUGGAGUUGCCCUACAAUUCCUAUGCAGUUACAUUACCUUCCCUCUUUAUGCUUUGAUCACACAAAUGGGAUCUCACAUGAAGACAGCAAUUUUCGAGGAGCAAACAGCAAAAGCUCUCAAGAAUUGGCAGAAAGCCGCAAAAAAUCGUAAGAAGUUACGGAACAAAGGAGGCGAUACUUCUGUUAAUUCAUUUAUGAGCCCGGAAAAUACACCAAGCCGGGGUUCGUCACCAAUGCACCUCCUCCACAAUCAGAAGCACAGGUCUAAUCAAUCGGAUCUUGAAAGUGUCCUUAACUCCCCGACAUCGGCUGUUUCUUACCAAUCUGAUACCGAUUUAUCUGAGAUGGAGGGAGGCUCUUCACAUGGUCGGAGCAGUAUUAAUGUUUUACGAAGAGAAGAUCAUCAUCGAUCUGAAGGGGAAGAAGGAAUACAUAACAUGGAUUUUUCCUUUGUCCAGCCUUGAAUUUAAUUUAUUAGAAAGAUUAAUUAUUGUUAUC